GAGAUUUGGCAGUGGAGCGUAGUGGCGACGUGAAUUCGCGUGAGUAGCGGAGAGUUAUUUGUAUUGUCGGAGUGUGUGCGCUGUGCGGGUAUCGGGGGGUGUGUUUGCGGGGAAGCGAGCGUGCGUUUGACGCGACAGCAAAGGCGAGCGAGCUGGCGGACUUCAACAUGGCAUCCGGCGAGACGCUGUACAUCGAGGCGGACGGCUCGGAGAUGCCCGCGGAGCUCGUGGAGCUGCACGAGAUCGAGGUGGAGACCAUCGAGACUACGGUGAUCGGAGACGAGGAUGACGAGCAGCCCAUGAUCGCGCUGCAGCCGCUGGUCACAGACGACCCGAGCCAGGUCCACCAGCACCAGGAGGUGAUCCUGGUCCAGACCCGCGAGGAGGUGGUCGGCGGAGACGAGUCGGAGCUCCGGGAUGACGACGGCUUCGAGGACCAGAUCCUCAUCCCGGUGCCCGCGCCCGGCGCGGAGGAGGAGUACCUCGGGCAGACUCUGCUGACUGUCGCGGGCAAGAGCUCUGUGGGGCGGGCUGGGAAGAGAGCGGCGUCGGGGGGCAAGAAAGUGGGCAAGAAGAGUUACCUGAGCGCGGCGGAGGCCAGCGGGAGGAAAUGGGAGCAGAAGCAGGUGCAGAUCAAGACUCUGGAGGGCGAGUUCUCCGUCACGAUGUGGGCUUCGGAUGACAAGAAGGACCUCGAUCAUGAGACGGUGGUGGAGGAGCAGGUCAUCGGGGAGGACUCUCCUCCGGAUUACUCCGAGUACAUGACGGGGAAGAAGCUGCCUCCCGGCGGGAUCCCGGGGAUCGAUCUGUCGGACCCGAAGCAGCUGGCGGAGUUCGCCAGCCCCUUCAGUCCCAGCGGAGCUGGUUUUGCUCGUAGUCCCGCUCGAAUGAAGCCGAGGAAGAUCAAGGAGGACGAUGCUCCUCGGACGAUAGCCUGCCCGCACAAAGGCUGCAGUAAGAUGUUCAGGGAUAAUUCAGCGAUGAGGAAGCACCUGCACACUCACGGUCCGCGGGUUCACGUGUGCGCCGAGUGCGGGAAAGCCUUCGUGGAGAGCUCCAAACUCAAGCGCCAUCAGCUGGUGCACACCGGAGAGAAACCCUUCCAGUGCACGUUCGAGGGCUGUGGGAAGCGCUUCUCUCUGGACUUUAAUCUUCGGACACACGUCCGGAUUCACACCGGGGACCGGCCGUACGUUUGCCCGUUCGACGGCUGCAAUAAAAAGUUUGCUCAGUCCACCAACCUCAAAUCACACAUCCUGACACACGCCAAAGCCAAAAGCACCCAAUGAACUGCGGCGCGGCGUGGACACACUGGACGUGAAGCAGUGGUUCUCACACGGACUGAAGGAGCUCGCACCUCGUGACACGGCUCUGUCGGCGGAUGAGGCUCUACACUGCAGAUCAACAGACGACAACAUCAGGACUGUUGCUUCCUCCUCCACUCUUACUCCGUUCUCUCUGGUCUUCAUAUGGCUUUUAAUUUUCUCUUUCUCCAAGUGUGCAUAUUGUACACUUCUUUUGGUAAGCGACCUGUGAUCAUGAAUAAUCCCGAGAGUUGCUGACGAGAGCUGAUGUUGUUUGCUGUGAGCGAUGUGUGUUUCUUUCUGUUGUUUGUGUGGUUGUUCAUGAUCUGAGCGAGAGACUUCGUCCUCUAUCUGAUCACUUACAGCUCCACGCUUUUCUUUGUUAGAAUGUAUUGUAAAGGUCCAAACCAUGAACUAUCCUUCGUUGAUAUUUACACCUCACCUGUAUUUCAGCAAACUACAAUUAAAGAAGGAAAAAUCAGCUUUUGUCAACUUAAUUUGCUUCUCUAGAAUCAUGCUGACAUUAAAGGACAUGUCUGAUUGGAACAUAGUCUAGACAUAAGCUUGUUAUCUUGUGUUCUUUAUAUACCAUUAAAUUACUUAUUUGUGUUUUUA
Carassius gibelio (silver crucian carp) is the source of this 1919-nucleotide messenger RNA. RefSeq names its product transcriptional repressor protein YY1. The transcript is spliced from 6 exons. The record is from RefSeq and is a predicted model, not a curated record. Bases 168 to 1289 code for a protein of 373 amino acids. Gene Ontology annotation, cellular component: transcription regulator complex; PcG protein complex. NCBI's taxonomy places the organism in Eukaryota, Metazoa, Chordata, Actinopteri, Cypriniformes, Cyprinidae. Gene Ontology annotation, biological process: regulation of transcription by RNA polymerase II. Gene Ontology annotation, molecular function: DNA-binding transcription factor activity, RNA polymerase II-specific; RNA polymerase II cis-regulatory region sequence-specific DNA binding.